Molecule: messenger RNA, 1004 nt
Organism: Arachis stenosperma
Lineage: Eukaryota; Viridiplantae; Streptophyta; Magnoliopsida; Fabales; Fabaceae
Exons: 4
Coding region: 499-810 (103 amino acids)
Source: RefSeq, a predicted model, not a curated record
UUCCUUCGUAUAUGAACAAAAACGCUUUCGUUCAUCUUUUAUCACAUCCCUAAUCCCUAAUAUUCCUAAUAACAAAACCCUUAACCCUAAGUGAAACUCAUUCACGCAGCGCCUCCCUCAGUCCCUAACCCCUGUUCUGAAAUCUCCAUCCUCCUCGAUAGCGCCCCAUCCAUUCGUAGAGUCGUAGACCGUAGCGCGUCCCUACCUCCUCCUCCAUCCGCGGUGCCCUUCUCCUUCCCUGCCAUCCUUCUCACGCAAUCCGCGGUGGUGGCACGUUCCUCGUCGCCAAGUCACGAGUCCCUACCACGGCGCUCUUUUCCGUCGCAGAUAGCGCCAUCGUCCAAGAAGCCCUCGCCGUCACCAAGCACCUCCUUUGUCUUUGUCACCAAACAGCCCUCUUCGUCGCCAAUAAAUACUGUUUCGAUCCCAGAAUUGUACAAUGGAAUAAGUGAUAAGCUUCCUAAAUUUUAUUAUUCUGUAGGUGGUUAUACUGCUGAGAUGCUUAAUCUAUUGGAAGUGUUACAGAAAGAUAAGUUCAAUCCCAUAUUCUAUGUUGCUGCUGCUACUGAUAAUAUGAGUCUUCAAAAGGCUCAGUUGCUGGAGAAUUCCUUGGCAGAUCAGAGAGUGUGCUAUCCUGCAAUACCAGAUGGCCAAUCUUUGGUGCCUUUGGAUUUUGGUGCCAUAUUUGUCAAACUUACAAAAGUGCAGAAUGGAACAAGGAUCGCUAAUACUGCUCAGUUCAUGAAGAUUUAUAACCUCAGUUUGGACUACAAUAUUUGCAAUAGUGCAUGCCAUAUGGCUAAUGAUUAAGAUUAGACCUGAAGUGGUAUUAUGUUAUCCUUAAUUGCUUUUGUCAAUAAUUUCUACUACUCUGUAACAUAUUGAAUACUUUUGUGUUGUUACAAUCUAGAUACUUUGCAAUGGGCCUGGAACUUGUAUUCCCAUAUGUGCAAUUGCUUUCUUAUUUAAGGUUCUUAUAUCCUUCAUUUCCAUUAUACUAUUAA